UGCAUUUGSUUUCUUACUCUGGUGCUUGUUGGCCCUGUGUCUCGCUUUUUAACUUUUUUACUUUUUCGUGCUCUAUACGCCUUGAGCCAUGUCCGGGCGCGGGAAGCAGGGCGGGAAGGCGCGCGCCAAGGCCAAGUCGCGCUCGUCGCGGGCCGGGCUGCAGUUCCCCGUGGGCCGCGUGCACCGCCUGCUGCGCAAGGGCAACUACGCGGAGCGCGUGGGCGCCGGCGCGCCGGUGUACCUGGCGGCCGUGCUGGAGUACCUGACGGCCGAGAUCCUGGAGCUGGCGGGCAACGCGGCCCGCGACAACAAGAAGACGCGCAUCAUCCCCCGCCACCUGCAGCUGGCCAUCCGCAACGACGAGGAGCUCAACAAGCUGCUGGGCAAGGUGACGAUCGCGCAGGGCGGCGUGCUGCCCAACAUCCAGGCCGUGCUGCUGCCCAAGAAGACCGACAGCCAYAAGGCUAAAGCCAAGUAAACUUCCUGACUAACAACCAAAAGGCUCUUUUCAGAGCCACCCACGUCUUUCUAGAAAGAGCAGAAACACUAUUUUUAUGAYACCUGUGAACAAAAUUUUGGGGGGAGGUUUUCUGAUACAUGGAUUAUGUUUCUUUAGGUUCUGUUGGUAGUCUGUAACUUCCUGCCUUUAGAAGUCAACGUACUUAUGUAAGCGUGUGUCAGUUUACCUUUUUGAAAAAAUAAAAGUUAAUGGUUGAGACUGAUAAAAUCAGUCACUGCUGUAUGAUUCAAGAAGAGAU
This is a messenger RNA of Malurus melanocephalus (red-backed fairy wren), 758 nucleotides long. RefSeq names its product histone H2A-IV. Bases 89 to 478 code for a protein of 129 amino acids. Gene Ontology annotation, cellular component: nucleosome. The record is from RefSeq and is a predicted model, not a curated record. Lineage: Eukaryota; Metazoa; Chordata; Aves; Passeriformes; Maluridae. The transcript has a single exon. Gene Ontology annotation, molecular function: protein heterodimerization activity; structural constituent of chromatin; DNA binding.